AUGGAGAACAAAACCAUCCUCUCCAUCGACAUCGACGCCGAGAAGGCAGCCCUAGACAGUGUCGCAAAAGAUGUCGGAGCCAACACAACAUCUAUCGACGCUGACAGGGUCGUCAUGCAGAAGAAUCUCCUUGCUGCAGCGGGAAAUGAAGCCCGCGUCCUGACUUUGAGCGAAUACAAAGAAGCCGCAUACUCUCUGGCUUUGGCCUUCAAGGAAGACCAUACGAGUCUGUACUUCACCCAUACUCCUGACCGUGCUCAUUGGUCGGAGGAGCAGAAGUGGGAGCUACAUUUAAAGAUGAUGGAGUACAUCACGUAUGCCCACUUGCUGAAAGGGCUGGUAGUCAGUGCCGGGCCAAACUACGACUGCGUGGCUCUUUGGAUGCCACCCGGCGAGAACAUGGACGACUAUCCCACCAUGCUUCGCUCUGGGAUGUGGCGCCUGAGCUACCUCCUAAGUCGCGAAGGCCGCAAGCGUUUCUUCGAUGAAUUCCUGCCUCUUCUGAACGAUACCAAAGCGCUGAUCAUGGGCGAGCGUGACCAGGACAGCUGGUAUCUCGUCUACAUUGGCACGAAGCCUAGUGGACGCGGGAAGGGGUAUGCGAGGAAGGUAAUCGAUUACGUUACCGCCACCGCCGACAAGGAGGGCAAGGCGUGCUAUCUGGAGAGCUCGAGCUACGUCAACCAGAUCAUCUAUGGGAAGAUGGGGUUCGAGUUGAGGAAGCAUGUGUACUUGCAGAGGGAGAGGGAGCAUGUCCAGUUGGACAUUAUGGUCAGAGAGCCAAAGAGAGAGACGGACGGGGAUUCCGGAGUUGACGUCAAGUGA
Messenger RNA from Ramularia collo-cygni, 825 nucleotides. RefSeq lists its product as uncharacterized. The transcript is spliced from 2 exons. The record is from RefSeq and is a predicted model, not a curated record. Bases 1 to 825 code for a protein of 274 amino acids. NCBI's taxonomy places the organism in Eukaryota, Fungi, Ascomycota, Dothideomycetes, Mycosphaerellales, Mycosphaerellaceae.